This is a messenger RNA of Tinamus guttatus (white-throated tinamou), 693 nucleotides long. NCBI's taxonomy places the organism in Eukaryota, Metazoa, Chordata, Aves, Tinamiformes, Tinamidae. The record is from RefSeq and is a predicted model, not a curated record.
AUGCCAUUGUGGGAAUUCAGUAUUUUGGAGCAGGAAUCCCGCAUUGCGGAGCAGGAAUUCUGCAUCCCGGAGUGGGAAUUCUGCAUCCUGGAGCAGGAAUCUGGCAUCCUGGGGACCGGAACCAGGAGCGGGAGUGGGACCAGAACUGGGACCGGGACCGGGACCGACCGGCAGCGACCGGCACCAACCAGGACCAACCGGGACCAGGAGCAGAACCGGGACUGGGAGCGGGACCAGAACCGGGACCAACUGGCAGCAACUGGGACCGACCGGGACCGACCGGAACCGGGACCGACCGGAACCGGGACUGGGACCAGGACCAACCAGGACCGACUGGGACUAAGAUCAGAACCGGGAGUGGCACCAGGACCAGGACCAGAACCGGAACCGGGACCGACUGGAACUGACCAGGACCAGAACCGGAACCAGCAGCGACUGGGGCGGGACCGAGCGGGACCGAACCCGGAACCAACCGGGACCAACCGGGACCGGCACCGGGACCAGAGCCGGACCCGGAGCAGGGAGGGACGGAUCCUGAUCCGGGUCCUCAUCCCGUCCAAAUUCCGGUCCAAAUCCCAGUCUGAAUCCCAAUCCCAAUCCUGGUCUGAAUCCCAAUUCCAAUCCCAAUCCCAAUCCUGGUCCCAAAUCCAAUCCCGGUCCCAAUCCUGGUCCCAAUCCCAAAACCAAUCCUGA